AUGGAGGAUAUUCAAAACAGGCCUCAUGAAUUCAUUCAGAAAAUUUACCAUUUGACCUUUUUGGGGCCAAUAAGACUGAUUUACCAACAUCACCUAGGAAUGCACACAUCUCACUUAAUUUUGCAUUAUCUCCUGGAAAUUCCUAUUUAUAUUUCAGCAUCGGUGGGUGAAAAUGUUGAGUUUUAUUUAGCAUUUUUGAAAUGUUGUGGCACUCAAUUUGUUUUAGUUUGUAAUUUUUUUCUGGCAUUUCCUGUGAAGUUAACUAAGUUUGUGCCAAUAAGGUUUGAAAAUAAUACACUUCCGAGCUCAUUUUAUGAGAUGAAAAAACUUGUUAAUACAUUCGAUCUUGGCUAUGAGAAGAUACAUGCAUGCUAUAAUGAUUGUUGUCUAUAUAGAAAGGAGCUUGAACAUGCCGAGGUCUGUCCAAAAUGUGGUUCCUCAAGAUGGAAAGUUAACAAACGGACUAAGAAAAUUGAAAAAAAAGUUCCUGCAAAAGUCUUACGUUAUUUUCCGAUAAUACCAAGACUUAAGAGAAUGUUUGGAAUAGAUGAGAUGGCAACACAACUAAGAUGGCACGCAAGUAAUAAAAGUUCAGACGGCAAAAUUAGGCAUCCGGUUGAUUCAUUGAGUUGGGAAACAAUUAAUAGAAGGUGGCCACAUUUUGCAUCAGAUCCUCGAAAUAUUAGAUUAGGUCUUGCCACUGAUGGAUUUAAUCCUUUCAAAGAUCUAAGCUCUAAAUACAGUUGUUGGCCAGUAAUUCUAACUAUAUAUAACUUGCCUCUCUCAUUAUGCAUGUUAAAGGAAAGUCUAAUGUUGAGUUUAUUGAUCCCGGGACCUAAGCAGCCUGGUAAUGACAUAGAUGUUUUUCUGGCACCACUUGUAGAUGACUUGAUAUUGUUAUGGAAUGAUGGGGUUGAGAUGUAUGAUGCAGUUACGAAGUGCACAUUCAAUUUAAAAGCUAUUUUGAUGUGGACAAUACAUGACUUUCCUGCCUAUGGAAAUAUAUCUGGAUUGCCCGUCAAGGGAAAAAUUGCAUGCCCUAUUUUUCGUGAAGAUACAUAUUCAAUAUGGUUGAAGCAUGGUAGGAAGUUUGCAUACAUGGGACAUAGAAGAUUUCUCUGCUUUAGCCAUCCAUUUCGCAAAAAUAAAAGGUGGUUUAAUGGACAUAUUGAAAACGGUAUUGGGCCGAAGAUGAAAAAUGGUGAAGAAGAUUUUACUGAAGUUGCUAAAAUUACAAAUGAUUGGGGAAAAUGUGGUAAGCCAAAGAGGAAGAAGAAUACAACUCAAUCUCACAUUACGUGGAAGAAAAGAUCAAUAUUUUUCAAUCUACCAUAUUGGAAGACUCUACUUGUACGUCACAAUUUGGAUGUGAUGCACGUUGAAAAGAAUAUUUGUGAUAGCAUCCUCAGUACACUUUUGGAUGUCAAAGGAAAAUAUAAAGAUGACAUUAACUCUCGUAAGGACUUAGAAGCUAUGAACAUUAGGCAUGAUUUGCAUCCUGAGAGUAGAGGAGAUAAAUUCUACCUACCGGCUGCUCCUCACACUUUAUCAAAACCUGAACGAGAAACGUUUUGCAAAAGGCUUGCUAACUUGAGAUUACCUGAUGGUUAUGGAUCUAAUAUUGGAAAUUGCAUUUCGAUGGAAGAAUUGAAGAUAGUUGGACUGAAGUCUCAUGAUUGUCACAUUUUAAUGCAACAAUUACUACCAGUUGCGUUGAGAGGGCUUCUACCUAAAGGAGCAAGGAACUCCAUUUCGAAGUUGUGUUCAUUUUUUAAUGCAAUAUGCCAGAGAGUUGUGGAUAGAAAUAAUGUCGAACAAUUAGAGGAGGACGUGAUAGAGAUUGUACGCAAUGAAGAAUAUGGUAGUGAUUUCUUGGUUGUGGGGCGUACAAUAUCUAAAGGGAAGCCGCUUGUACUGUCUGAUGACAUGUUGAAAGUUGCUCAUCAUUAUGUGUUGUCAAAUAAUACAGAAGUUCAACCAUAUAUAGAGAUGCAUAUGGCUGAACUCAAGAGUUUUGACAAGCGACUAGAAAGAAAUGAGACUUUGUUGCAUAAGAAACACAUUGAUUCUUUUGCUACCUGGUUGGAUGAUAAGAUUAAAUGUCAACUGCUGGUGGACAAUGUUUCGAGCAAUUUGAUGUGGCUUGCACGUGGUCCUAGAUGUCAAUCCAUGUCAUACUCUGGAUUUGUCAUAAACGGUCUUCGAUUUCACACUAAAGAUGCAGAGAAAUCACGUCAAAAUAGUGGCAUUUUAGUUGAGGCAACAACUAUUUGUAGAUCCAGUGCAAAAGAUAAUGCGCAUGCAGUUGGGCAAAUUAUUUAUUAUGGAGUUUUACGUGAUGUUAUAAUUCUUGAUUACAACGCAUUUCAUGUUCCAAUAUUCAAGUGUGAUUGGGCAAAUAUCGUGAACGGAAUAAGAAGGGAAGAUGGAUUCACUCUGGUUAACCUUCAUGAGGGACUCAAACAAUUUGAAAAUGAUCCUUUCAUCUUGGAGACACAAGCAAAACAAGUCUUUUACUCAAGAGAGAAUGAAACAUCCAGUUGGUAUGUCGCUUUACAAGCACCAUCAAGAGACUGUUAUGGUUCACACAUGGAAGAAGAUACUACGUAUGAGAUAACUAUUCCACUAGAUAUAUCACAACGAAAUAUUGAUAAUCUUGAUGAUGAUGAGAAUUAUGCAAGGAUAGGCGUUGAAGGAUUUUUAUGUGAUCCGUAG
Olea europaea var. sylvestris is the source of this 2715-nucleotide messenger RNA. RefSeq lists its product as uncharacterized. Lineage: Eukaryota; Viridiplantae; Streptophyta; Magnoliopsida; Lamiales; Oleaceae. The transcript has 5 exons. The record is from RefSeq and is a predicted model, not a curated record. Bases 1 to 2715 code for a protein of 904 amino acids.